Megalops cyprinoides (Indo-Pacific tarpon) is the source of this 1318-nucleotide messenger RNA. RefSeq names its product phospholipid phosphatase 7a (inactive) (gene plpp7a). The record is from RefSeq and is a predicted model, not a curated record. Bases 205 to 1059 code for a protein of 284 amino acids. Lineage: Eukaryota; Metazoa; Chordata; Actinopteri; Elopiformes; Megalopidae. Gene Ontology annotation, cellular component: nuclear envelope. The transcript is spliced from 2 exons. Gene Ontology annotation, molecular function: sphingosine-1-phosphate phosphatase activity.
CAUGCAUUCCGUCCUGCAUGCUCGAUGGGCCAGCUAAAUUUAGCUGGAGAAGUUGAAGGCGGCAAGGGAGCGGGUGCAGGGCGAACAGCGUAUCCGCUAGUUAACCCUGUACAAUUUACCGUUAAGACGGCAAAGUUUUAACAUAUUACGAUUUUAUGAAUCGAUAGGUUGAUUUAAAGAGACCUUGCGGUAGAAAAAUCCAAAAUGCCCGCACAUCAAAGUAGGUCCAGGACGAGGGAUCGCAACAACGUCCUGAAUAGACCCGAGUUCAUGUCCCUGAACCAGCCCCUCAGGACCAACACCGGCGCCGAGGUUCGGGGCGGUGCGCGGCGGCCGGGCUACCUGAAGCACCAGCACAGCCAGCACCAGCAGCCCGACUCGGAGCAGGAUGACCGCCGGGAGUCGGUGAAACUGCCGGAGGAGGACUGCAUGCAGCUGAACCCCUCCUUCAAAGGGAUAGCGAUGAACUCUCUUUUGGCCAUUGACAUCUCCAUGUCGAAGCGGCUGGGGGUGUGCGCCUACAGCUACUCCUCGUGGGGCAGCGUGCGCGCUAUGGUCAACCUGCUGGCGUUCACGGGUCACGGCAUUCCGUGGAUCUGCGGCACGCUGCUGUGCCUUGCGAGGAGCAACACGUUGGCAGGACAGGAGGUUUUGGUCAAUCUCAUGCUUGCUCUGCUCCUGGAUGUGAUGACCGUGGCAGGUGUGCAGAAGCUGGUGAAGCGCAAAGGACCAUGGGAAAUGAGUCCCAGCUUCCUGGACUACCUGGCCAUGGACAUGUACUCCUUCCCGGCGGCUCACGCCAGCCGUGCCGUCAUGGUAGCCAAGUUCCUGCUGUCGCACCUGGUGCUGGCCGUACCCCUGCGCAUCCUGCUGGUGCUCUGGGCCUUCCUGGUGGGCAUGUCCCGCAUCGUGCUGGGCCGGCACCACUUGACCGACGUGGGCUGCGGCUUCGCCCUCGGCUUCCUCCACUACAGCCUGGUGGAGAUGGUGUGGCUGUCCUCCUCCACCUGCCAGGCCCUCAUCUCCUUCGGAUCACUCAGCUGGAGUCCUCUCUUUUAGAGCUGUUCAUCCUGCCCCCACUGCCCUCACCGUCUGCCACACGCUGCCUCUUCCCCCUCUCCUCAUUUAGCUACCUGUUCCUGAUCCACUUCCUGUCCAUGCUCCCUCUCCUGCUCCUGCUCUACUUCCUGUCCAUAUUCUGUUUCCCUUUCCCUGUUUCACUUCCUGUCUCUGUUCCGCUUCCUGUCCCCGCACCACUUCCUGUUCCUGAUCCACUUCCUGUCUCUCCUAUACUUCAUGUCCCUGUUUGGUUUCCUGU